AUGCGUGUAGCCACGCUUUUCGUACCAACACUCUGCUCGCUACAAUACUGGACUACAUCCGGUCUCGAACUGAAGGACAAAAGCGUGAAGGACAGCUUCGCUGCUUCCUCACGAAAUCACGAGAACAUUACUCUACGCGUUUGUGCACAACUGUAA
Molecule: messenger RNA, 156 nt
Organism: Plasmopara halstedii
Lineage: Eukaryota; Oomycota; Peronosporomycetes; Peronosporales; Peronosporaceae
Exons: 2
Coding region: 1-156 (51 amino acids)
Source: RefSeq, a predicted model, not a curated record